Molecule: messenger RNA, 4131 nt
Organism: Mytilus trossulus (common blue mussel)
Lineage: Eukaryota; Metazoa; Mollusca; Bivalvia; Mytilida; Mytilidae
Product: ribosome biogenesis protein BMS1 homolog
Exons: 25
Coding region: 107-4084 (1325 amino acids)
Biological process (GO): ribosome biogenesis; endonucleolytic cleavage of tricistronic rRNA transcript (SSU-rRNA, 5.8S rRNA, LSU-rRNA); maturation of SSU-rRNA from tricistronic rRNA transcript (SSU-rRNA, 5.8S rRNA, LSU-rRNA)
Cellular component (GO): nucleus; 90S preribosome
Molecular function (GO): GTP binding; GTPase activity; U3 snoRNA binding
Source: RefSeq, a predicted model, not a curated record
AAAUGGCAGCCUCCAUGUGGAAAAAUAAUCGUGUUUUACAAUGAGUAUUUUAUAACAGCUUUUAGAAAAGAAUUAAAUUUAAGAUAUAUUAAAGUUUUAAAUAAUUAUGGAAGGAGAAGACCAUAAAAAGGUCCAUCGUAAAAGACAAGCUGGACCAAAGGCUGAAAAGAAAAAAUCCAAGAAAGAUCAUCAACAAGACUUGACCCCUCAGCAAAGGAAUCCUAGAGCCUUUUCUAUACAGCAUGCUAGAAAAACUGCUAAAAUUGUUCAGAGGAGUCAAGAUUUAAAGACAAAGAAACAUCAUAUACCAUUAGUAGACAGAACCCCUGUAGAACCUCCCCCUGUUGUGGUGGCUAUUGUAGGACCACCUAAAGUAGGGAAGACUACUCUGUUCCAAUGUAUAGUGAAGAAUUACGCCAAACAAAGAUUAGCUAAUGUACAGGGACCAGUCACAGUUGUAGCUGGUAAAAAUAGAAGAUUAACCAUUGUUGAAUGUAAUAAUGAUAUUAAUGCCAUGAUUGAUGUGGCUAAAGUUGCUGAUCUGGUGUUGUUACUGGUAGAUGCUAGUUUUGGAUUUGAGAUGGAGACUUUUGAGUUUUUAAACAUCUGCCAGGUCCAUGGAUUCCCCCGUAUUAUGGGUGUACUCACACAUCUCGACUCAUUUAAGGACAACAAGAAAAUGAGGAAGACCAAAAAGAGACUGAAACACAGGUUCUGGACUGAAGUUUACCAGGGUGCAAAGUUAUUUUAUCUAUCAGGAAUGGUGAAUGGUGAAUACCAGAAAACAGAGGUCCAUAAUCUUUGUCGAUUUAUCUCAGUAAUGAAAUUCAGACCUCUUCAAUGGAGGAUUACACAUCCUUAUGUCAUAGCAGAUAGAAUGGAGGAUAUAUCUGAUCCUGAAUUGCUACGACAGAAACCUAAAUCUGAUCGUAAAGUGUCCCUGUAUGGCUAUGUCAGGGGUACACACAUGAAAAAUCAUAUAACAGUUCAUAUUCCAGGUUGUGGUGACUAUUCUAUCAGUGAUAUGCACUUCUUACCUGACCCCUGUCCUAGUCCUGACAGGGAGAAGAGACGGUCCCUCAGUGCUAAGGAGAGGAUGAUAUAUGCCCCCAUGUCAGGAGUUGGUGGUAUUGUCUAUGACAAGGAUGCUGUUUAUAUAGAUCUGGGUGGCAGUCAUUCACAUACACAAGCUGAUGAGAAUUCAGCUCCAGCAAACGAAUUUGUAGCAUCUUUGAUGAAUGUUGAGGACCCAUUGGAUAAGAAGAUGACUACAAGUCAUGUGACCAUGUUUUCUGGUACUGCACCAAUCACAGAUGGUGAUAUGGAAGGGUAUGACAGUGGAUGUCCCGAUGAUGAAGAUACCAAGAAGUCAGAUGACAUCACAGCAGACGGUCGAAGCAGACGUCCUGCACAGUUCACAGACAACCUACCAUUCUCAGAAGAUGGACAGGUUAACUGUCAAGAAAAAUCAAAGAAGAAACAGAAGAUAGAAGAAAAUCUAGUAUAUGCUGACAGCGAUGAUGAGGACGAUGAGAACAUUCAGAUGUUUUCUAAAGCUGUGGAUAAAGCAACAAAAAGUAAUAAAAUUAGGUCAAAUGAAAAUGAAAUUGAAAGUGAAAGUUCGGAUGAAGAUGAAGAAUCUGAGGAAGAGGAUGAUGAUGAAAAUGACAAUGAAAUGAUGUCUGAGGAAGAUGAAAAUAGUGAGAAUGACAGUGAAGUGGACAAUGACACAGUUGAAAGUUAUGAAGUCUCUGACGAAACAGAUGGAGACUCUGAUUCAGAAAUGGAAAGUGAAGUUGAGGAAACAAAACUUCUCCAGAAACCAAAAAAAUUAGCAAAAAGUAAUGCCCAUGAUUCAAAGACAGGGAAGGAAUUAUCUUCAAGUGAUAAAAAAUUAACUUCAGAUAGUAAAAAUGUUAAAACACAAGCUCUCAAUGCCUCAAAAUUAUCAAACAAUGUAAAUAAAUCUAGUCUUUCAGAGGGUUUUGAGAGUGAGGAUUCUGAUAACUCUGAAGAUAGUUCUAAUGACAUGGAGGUGGACUCAAAGAUAAGUAAAACAUCAGAUAGUAUACAGACAUUCCAAAGUAGUGGGGAGGAUUCAGGUAGUGAAAAUUCAGAGGAAGAAUCUGAUGACGAAAGUAAUGAGGAAGAUGAUGAGGAUGAUGUCAUUGGUAACAAUAUAGAGGAUGGAGAUAAUGUUGGAGAUGAGGAAGAAGUCGGUUUAUUACGCUGGAAAUCCAACCUGACAUCAUCAGCAGCAGUAGCCUAUAAGAAACGACAAGGGGAGAGAAUAAAUUACAGAAAACUUAUCUAUGGAAAAGAUGCAGAUAAAGAAGAGGAUGAAAGUGAUGAUGAGUUGGGAGGUUUAUUUAAAGUAUUGAAACAGAAGUCAGAACAGUCAGAUAGAGUGGCUAUAAAUAGUACUGACUGUUCUAAAUUUAGUGUCCAAAAAGGGAAAGAAUGGGACAUUGAAGAGGUACGCGAGUUAAUAAAAGACUGUUUUGUAACUGGAGAAUGGGAAAAAAGUGAAGAUGCAGCCAAGCGUUUACAACAAGAUGAUGAUCUUUAUGGGGACUUUGAGGAUUUGGAGACUGGUGAGGUUCACCAUGAGGAUUCAGACAAUGAUGAUGAUGAAGAAGGAGGAGGAGGAGAUGGAGAGGAAGAUAAAGAGAAAGCUCCUGAGGAGGAAAGGAAGAAAACCAAAGCAGAAAUGACAUCUAUAGAAAGGAGGGACGCAAAGAAGAAAAGAUUAAAGGAUGCCUUUAAUGCCCAGUAUGAUAUGAAGGAUGAUUCAGAGUUCUAUGAUUCGUGGAAAGCUGAGACAGAGCAGCAAGCCAAGUUAAACCGAGCUGAGUUUGAGGCUAUGGAAGAUGAUGUCCGUGUUAACUAUGAGGGUUAUAGACCAGGAAUGUAUGUUAGAGUUGAGAUAGAGGACGUUCCAUGUGAAUUUGUUACUAAUUUUGAUGCUACCUAUCCUGUUAUACUGGGAGGGUUGUCUAACUUGGAAGAAAAUGUUGGAUUAGUACAGUGUCGCAUAAAGAAACACAGAUGGCACAAAAGGAUUUUGAAAACAAAGAAUCCCUUGAUUAUCUCCCUUGGAUGGAGAAGAUUUCAGACAAUGCCUAUGUACUCUAUACAGGAUCACAACAUGAGAAACAGAUUGUUGAAAUAUACUCCAGAACAUCUCCAUUGUAAUGCUACUUUCUAUGGUCCUAUAACUCCACAGAAUACAGGAUUACUGGCUGUAGAAAGUGUAGCUGAACUAACAUCAGGGUUUAGGGUAGCAGCUACUGGAGUGGUGUUAGAACUGGACAAGUCAAAACAGAUUGUGAAGAAGUUAAAAUUGACAGGAACACCAAACAAAAUCUAUAAAAAGACAGCAUUUAUACAGGGGAUGUUUAACUCAGCGUUAGAGGUGACCAAGUUUGAAGGUGCUAAGUUACAAACAGUCAGUGGUAUCCGUGGGAUGAUCAAAAAGGCAGCAAAAAAUCCAGAGGGCUCAUUCAGAGCUACGUUUGAAGAUAAAAUCCUGUUAAGUGAUAUUAUUUUCUUGAGAACCUGGUACCCAGUGCAGAUUCCAGAGUUUUAUAAUCCAGUCACAUCUCUACUGUUACCCAAGGCAGAGAAGAUGAAAUGGAUAGGAAUGAAAACAAUUGGUCAGCUGAGGAGAGAGAAAGGAAUGACAGCUCCUUUAAAUCCAGAUUCUAAAUACAAGCCUGUCGAGAGAAAGAUCCGACACAUGACACCAUUAACCAUACCUAAAGAACUACAGAAAAUGUUACCAUUCAGGGACACACCCAAAAUAAUACAGGAGACCAAAGAUCCUCUCAAGAGGGUAGCUGUCAUCAGGGAACCACAUGAAGCUAAGGUUGCUAAAGUAAUGAAAAUGUUAAAGACAUUACAUGAACAUAAACGUAAGACAGAGAGGUUUAAAAUGAGAGACAGAGCAGCAGAACAUGAGAAAAAGAUGGCGAAGAUCGAUGUUAGGAGGGUACAGAAACACAAAGAAACAAAGAAGAAUAUAUACCGUGCACUUGGACAAUUAGAGAAGAAAAAACAAAAAUUUAUUAAUACUAAAGAUUGAAAUGAAUAUAUAGCUGGUCAUAUUCAAAAUAAAUUCUCCAACAUCAA